AGGGCGGGCCUCUGAUCAUUGUGACACACCUUUGUUAUUCCUCAGGUGUAAAAAGUCAUACUUUAUACCUUACUAUACACACAACAUAUACAGUUAUACAUUUUUAUACAAUGCAGUGUCUAUAAUAAAGUACUAACCUAAAUAUAAACAGUAGUUUAUGAUGACAAGUAGUUUGAUUCAAUUCAAAACAGCUUUAUUUGUCCCCGGAGGAAAAAUCUAGGUUUGAAAACCUUUUAAUGAAUAAAUGUAUAGAUGAUUAAAGAGUAAAAACAAAAUAAAACACUCUGUAUAACACAAACUGAGAACUGUACUACAUACAUACACUCAUACACACAUACAUACAUGCAUACAUACACACACACACACACACAUAUAUUUAAAACAACAAGCAGUUUGAAGAAAUUUAACGAAUAACAUUUUUUAUAGAGGAUUAAAGACAACAAAACAUUCUAAAAUGAAAGAUAUAUCACAAAGUGAGUACUAUAUACAUACAUAUAGACACAUACAUGCAUAAUACAUACAUACCUACGUGCAUAUUACUCAUUAUGAAAUAACGUAGGUGCAUAUACAUAUAGAUAUAUGGAUCAUAUGUCCGUGGCUCUUUCUAUGUGAAAUCUAAACAAGUUUUUAAAAAGGUUACUUGCUUACUUUCCACUGCUAACCAUAAUAUGUAUUGUAACUCACAGCGGGAACAACUUUUCCUGGUUAUCCAACUUUUUAUUUGAAAAUUGUAUUUGAUGUAUAACUUAUUGGUCCCAUCUAAUACACGGAGGAGGCUAUGUCUUUGAUCUUUGGCAAAGAUCAUAGACAUUACAGCUUUGAUCAUAAAAACCUCCGCUACAGUGGGUGGCGGUGUGGAGCGUUCACCUCGGGUUUCACUAACCGAGAAGAAGAAUAAAAGGAGCUGUCACUUCCGCAAACACAGUCACUGCAGCAACAUGGAGACCGCACAUGAAGUCAGUCAGGAGAAUAAGUUCGCUACUGACAGCGAUGGAGCAAAGAUUCAAGAGCGGAUUGAGAAGCGGAACCAGGAGAGAAUAGAUGGUGUGGAGCGGAGGAAGGAAGAGAAGGAGACUCGGUCCGUGCCGGAGGAGAAGACCGAGUACUUCGCCAGAACCUUCCAGACGGAGCUGGCGUGUAUCGAGGAGCUGCUGUCCCGCUGCUCCGGAGAGGACCGGGCCGAGGUGAUCCGGAGGCUGGAGGAGACCACGACCAAAACCGCGCAGCUCCAGAAGUUUGUGAACGACAGCGUGAUGUUCCUGACGCAGUACGAGCUGAGGAGGUCGCAGGCUGCUCUCCAGAAGCUGCAGAGCUCCAUCUCUGAGGCCAGAGACAAGGCGAUGCCCAAGAAGAAGUUUGCCUUUCGAGCUCGCACCCAAGACACAGCUCCCCCUGGUGCUGCCACACCUGCACAGUCUGGAGAGGUGAAUGGAGGAGGUGGUGCAUCUGAGAAGUCUCCACCUGGGGCUGCCACACCUGCACAGUCUGGAGAGGCCCCUGACCAGUGUGGCUUCUCCAACAAGGACGGUGAGCUUCUGACCAAAACUGCCGAGGAGAUCCAACAAGGAGACGUGCUGCUGACCCACCUGUCCAACUGCAAGGUGCGUCUGUUCGGUUCCCCCAGCACGCUGCACCUCAAGCACAUCGACAGCUGCGAGAUCCUGUGCGGGCCCGUGUCCACCUCCGUGUUCGUGGAUCACUGCAAGAACAGCACCCUGGCCUUCCCCUGUCAGCAGCUGCGGACCCACAACACCACAGAGACCCAGGUGUACCUGCACGUCACCUGCCGAGCCAUCAUAGAGGACUGUCACGGGGUGAGCCUCGCCCCGUUCUCCUGGUCUUAUCCCACCAUGGACGCCGACUACAAAGUGUCCGGCCUGGACCGGGACAAAAACAACUGGAGCCAGGUGGAUGACUUCAACUGGCUGGCAUUAAGAACACCUUCACCCAACUGGAGUGUCAUCCCGGAGGCAGACAGGAAAACCAGCUGGGACGACUAGUGUUUCACUUUUGACUUUCACAAUUAACACAUCCACAAAACCACCAAACAAAAUAUGUUGAAGUUACCUCAUGAAUGUUAGCUCAUUUUAUUUAACUGCAUCAGCUGCUCUCGGUUUUAGGAAAACAUGUAACUCAUAUAGACCACACUCUCAUUCUAAUAGGAAGAACCUGAAUAAUAAAAAAAACUGAAAAAAACUAGAAUG
Hippoglossus stenolepis (Pacific halibut) is the source of this 2204-nucleotide messenger RNA. It is a transcript of the gene tbcc, whose product is annotated as tubulin folding cofactor C. The record is from RefSeq and is a predicted model, not a curated record. The coding region runs from base 939 to 2000 and encodes 353 amino acids. The transcript has a single exon. Gene Ontology annotation, molecular function: tubulin binding. Gene Ontology annotation, cellular component: cytoplasm. NCBI's taxonomy places the organism in Eukaryota, Metazoa, Chordata, Actinopteri, Pleuronectiformes, Pleuronectidae. Gene Ontology annotation, biological process: post-chaperonin tubulin folding pathway; tubulin complex assembly.